AUGGGCCCUUCCAAUGUGUUCACUUCCAAAUUAUCAUGGUUUUUCACAAUCAACUGGCUGGCCGCAAGGGCAACGUGGAGUCUUGUCACAGAACGGCUUGGUCCUUCCCCUCGCUUUGGCCAUUCAGCUGCUUGGGGCAAGGCCCACGGCCGAAGCGGUUUGGUCGUAUAUGCUGGCAGCGGAGAGACGCUUCUCAAUGACUUGUGGGUCUUUGAUCCUUCAACGAGCACAUGGACAAAUCACAGCUACAAUGACUACAGUGAGUACAGUCUCUCUCAUCCUCCUCAAGUGCAUCGUCAUGCAAUGGUUUGGGAUCCACAGACCGAGGUGCUUUGGAUUUCUGGUGGUUUUGAUGGCAACAAUUUUCUGAAGGAAAUCUGGAAGUACAGCUCAGGCUCUACUGGCUCUGUCGGCUGGCUCCGUGUUGUGGAUAGUACAGUGCCAGGUCCCUGUGCUCGUAGUGAUCACAUUGCAAUUUGGGAUGCCACAUCUUCAGCCAUUUGGAUCCACGGUGGCUUCGAUGGCACAAUGCAACGUGACCUUUGGAAAUUUGAUACCCGAGAAGGUACUUGGAGCAGAAUGCCACAGACUGGCCGGCAGCCCUCUGCACGAGCGAAUCAUGUGGCAGCCUGGGAUGACACCCAUCUGGCUAUUUGGAUCCAUGCUGGACAUGGCGGAAGUGAAGGUUUGCACAGGGAUUUGUGGAGGUUCAGCACUAGCACCUCCACCUGGUAUUUGAUCUCCAACAGUGGUCCCUCUGCGAGAGCCUACCAUGUUUCUGCCUGGGAUCCACUGAAUCACAUUUUGUGGGUCCAUGGCGGAAAGGAUGUUGCCCCUCGGAGAGAUCUAUGGAGCUUCAACACUGUGAAUUACAAAUGGGACUUGAUCGAAGACCACAGUGGGCCUUCACGGCGCUUCGAUCAUGUGGCAGCUUGGGAUGUUCGGACUAUGUCACUCUGGAUUCAUGGUGGCUAUGAGGGUCGUGUCUUGCAGGAUUUGUGGAAGUAUGAUAUUCCAACCACCACAACUACAACCACUACAACUGGUGAGGAUCUCACUGCAUGCCUUGUCCUUCUUCCAAUAGCUACAGUUCUAACCGCUGCGCUGGUCGUUUUGGUGGCGUACUGGUGGCGAAAGCACUUCAAGCGUUGUUCUGCUACAAUCGUUCUACCUGUACCACCACCAUCAGAGACACACAUCACGGUGCUACCACCACCACCACCACCGCCAGAUGCACACAUCAUAACUGUACCUCCAACAGUACAUCCAGAGGCACACAUAACUGUGUCACCAUGUCCACCAAGUCCAACACCAGCUCCGUUACAAAAUGUCCCUUUGCUAACAAUUUGCAGAUUUCCGAAGAACACACAACGACUUCAACCGCCCGCAGAUCCUCCCGAAAAACCAGUGGCUUCAUGUGAUGCCCAGCUUGAACUUUGCGUCCCAGAUUUGACUGAGGCAAACCCCUCCCUUGCCGCCGACACUCCUGCACCACAAAUGGCAUGCCCACAGCCACUCUUUCUCCAUCCGGAACAUGCAUUGAUGCAUGCACCACUGCACGUCGUGCCUAAAGCUGUUGAGCAGCAACCGCGGGAGUCGAGAGAAGAGCGUCAAGGAAAGAGGCGAUGGCCAUGUAUACCUCGACUAACGCAGCCAGUUCCUGCCUUGCCAGAACCAGCAACACAUGAGUACUUACAUGAAUCAAACAGGAUGUCUUUCGGGAAGCCGUCACCACUGAAAGAUUGUGCUGUGGCUCAAAACAGGCCGCUGCGCGCUCCAGUGCCCUCAGUGCCUUCCAUCUCCAUCUCACAGGAAAGGUCGUGGUUGCCCCAUGUGGCAAUCGACGUCGACGUGACAAACCUGGUCAUUGACAAAAUUGAGAUUCCGUUGAAGAGACCUGUCCCAAAAUCCAGCAAUCCUCCAGCCUUGCAACCGCUACACGAUUUUUUCAAUCAUUUUCCCAGCCCAAAACCCCAACUCCCAAGACAAACAGAACUGGCAUCACUGGCAAUGCUGAAACAUGUUAAGCAGCAGGGAUCGUCGCGGUCGUCAAGGUCUCGGUCAAGGUCGAGGUCAUCGUCCGGAUUGAAGUCCACCCUGGGGGGACCAUGGUACACCAUAGGCUACACGGCACGCUCACCGAUAACUCCAGGUCCGGGGCAUUACGACCCAGACCAUCCAGGUGUUUUUGGGAGAAUCCCUGGUGUGCAUCCUGGCUUUCCGAAAAGCAAGAAGUCUCAUUGAGGAAAGAGGCACGUGUGCCAUUGCGCUGAACUUCAAGUCUCAAAGGUUGUAGGAUGUUGCAGCAAAGUCUUGCAAUUCAGAUGAUUCCACAAUUCUUACGAGGCGAGGAAGGCCAAAAGGGUCAUCCUCAGUUUCAUCUCAAAAAUAAGGUAUGAGGUCCUGUGGCCAAAGUUGCUGUGGAUUAAUUAAAUCCUCAACAGGAUAGAUGUCAUGAGGCUUCAAAACGUGUUUCAAGGCUUUCCAAGAAGGAGAGCUUUGUGCCAUCCAGAAAGGUCUGUC
This is a messenger RNA of Cladocopium goreaui, 2523 nucleotides long. NCBI's taxonomy places the organism in Eukaryota, Dinophyceae, Suessiales, Symbiodiniaceae. The record is from the annotation of a GenBank genome assembly.